GCCGGGCUCUCCAUAUUGAACGAUCGUGAUGGCGUACGCAAUUCAAAGAGCGUUGAAAAAGGGACUUACCCAGUUCAAUCAAGCGACGCAAGUUAGCUUCCUGCACGUGAGUCGAGUGACAGCAUGCGAGGCCAAGGUACAGCAGCGUGCAAAGUUGCAUUCAGCAGUCGAAAGAAAUAAACAGGUGCCUGUGAGCAAGUUUGAAUCAGAUAGCUUUAUUCGAUAUGAUGACUUGGAGAACAACCUGAAUAUUGUCAAAAAGAGGUUGAACCGACCUCUGACCCUUUCGGAAAAAAUCCUGUACAGCCAUUUAGAUGAGCCGAAUACGCAGGAUAUCAAGAGGGGAGAAUCCUAUCUCCGUCUCCGGCCAGAUAGAGUGGCUAUGCAAGAUGCUACUGCUCAGAUGGCCAUGUUGCAGUUCAUUUCAAGCGGGUUACCAAAGGUAGCCGUACCAUCGACCAUUCACUGUGAUCAUUUGAUUGAGGCACAGCUUGGAGGAGACAAGGAUUUAGCUCGGGCUAAGGAUAUCAACAAGGAAGUAUAUGACUUCCUUGCGACUGCUGGAUCCAAGUAUGGAGUGGGAUUCUGGAAGCCAGGCAGUGGAAUCAUCCAUCAGAUUAUCUUGGAGAAUUAUGCAUUCCCUGGCCUUCUGAUCAUUGGCACAGACAGUCACACGCCAAAUGGAGGUGGCCUCGGUGGUCUUUGUAUUGGUGUCGGAGGAGCUGAUGCUGUUGAUGUCAUGGCCAAUAUCCCCUGGGAACUCAAGUGCCCCAAAGUGAUUGGCGUUAAUUUGACAGGUGAACUUUCCGGUUGGACAUCCCCAAAGGAUAUCAUUCUGAAGCUGGCUGGAAUCCUGACUGUCAAGGGUGGCACUGGAGCCAUCGUGGAGUAUUUUGGGCCAGGAGUGGACUCCAUUUCCUGCACUGGGAUGGCUACUAUUUGCAACAUGGGAGCUGAGAUUGGAGCAACAACCUCAGUCUUCCCCUUCAAUAGUAGGAUGGCAGAUUAUCUCAAUGCCACACAUAGACAAGGUAUCGCGGAUCUUGCCGACCGUUACAAGAAUGUGUUACUCUCCGCGGACCCAAGUUGUAAAUAUGACCAGGUUGUCGAGAUCAACCUGAGUGAGUUGGAGCCUCACGUCAAUGGACCAUUCACGCCUGAUCUUGCCACUCCCAUCUCCAAGCUUGGUCAGACUGCCAGAGGAAAGGGUUGGCCUGAGGAGAUCAAAGUGGGUUUGAUUGGAAGUUGCACCAACAGCAGUUAUGAAGAUAUGGGUAGAUCAGCAAGUAUUGCCAAGCAGGCCUUAGCAAAGGGUCUCAAAGCAAAGUCUUCGUUCACUGUAACACCUGGGUCAGAACAGAUCCGUGCAACCAUUGAAAGGGAUGGACUUUCUAAAGUGUUUGACAACUUUGGUGGAGUGGUCUUGGCAAAUGCCUGUGGGCCUUGCAUUGGACAAUGGGAUAGAAAAGAUGUGAAAAUGGGUGAAAAGAACACCAUUGUGACCUCAUACAACCGAAACUUCACUGGACGUAAUGAUGCCAACCCUGCCACCCAUAGUUUCGUCACAUCACCAGAGAUGGUGACCGCUCUUUCGAUUGCUGGAACACUUGACUUCAAUCCUCUCACCGAUGAACUCACUGCAGCUGAUGGUUCGAAAUUCAAACUUGAAAGUCCCUUUGGUGAUGAACUUCCAUCGGACGGUUUCGACCCUGGUAAGGACACCUACCAGCACCCGCCCACCGACGGCUCCAAUGUUAAUGUUGACGUUAGUCCAAAGAGUAAACGCCUACAGCUGCUAUCACCUUUCGACAAAUGGGAUGGCAAGGAUUUAGAAGAUAUGUUGAUUCUAAUCAAGGCCAAGGGUAAAUGCACAACUGAUCAUAUCAGUGCUGCCGGACCAUGGUUGAAAUUCAGGGGCCAUCUUGACAACAUAUCAAACAAUUUGCUCAUUGGUGCUGUGAAUGAAGAGAAUGGUGAGAUGAAUAAAGUGAUGAAUCGUCUAACUGGAGAAUAUGGAGCCGUCCCGGACACUGGUCGACAUUACAAGGCCAAUGGAGUUAACUGGGUGGUAAUCGGUGAUGAGAAUUACGGUGAGGGCAGCAGUAGGGAACAUGCUGCGUUAGAACCACGACAUCUUGGGGGUAGAGCAAUCAUUGUAAAGAGUUUUGCUCGGAUUCACGAAACGAAUUUGAAGAAGCAGGGUAUGCUGCCCCUCACCUUCUCCAAUCCUGCAGACUAUGACAAAGUAAAACCAACAGAUAGAGUAUCGAUCUUAGGAUUAAAAGAUUUAUCACCAGGAAAGCCUUUGACAUGUAGGCUAAAGCACGAGGAUGGAAGUACCGAUGAGUUCGAACUCAAACACUCCAUGAACUCUCAACAGAUUGAAUGGUUCUGUGCAGGCAGUGCGCUCAACCGAAUGAAGGAGCUUAUGAAAUAGUGAGACGGUCGAUUAGGAAAUGUGAUUUUGUUUUUGUACUUGAAGUGGUGUGAUAGACUACUUGAUCAGUGAAUAAUGAAUAUGCCCCACUAGAACCUUAUCAGAUUGCGGUGGACAGCUUCCAGUUAUCUUCGUUUACAAAUCCUAAGGAAAAGUCCUUCGUGAUUUUUUUGCUGUGAAUCCUGAAAGUCUCUGCUCCAUGAUCUGCAUGUUUUAUAGGGUCUUGUGCUCGGGCCAUCAAUUCACAUCUCGAUAAUAUGAGUCGUGUAAAAGGAUUUAUUCUACCUGAAAAUUAACUUCUUUAUUCAUUUGGGUUUUGUCAACGAAAUAGGCCAGUUAUAACUGUGUAAAGAUUGAAACAUUUUGGAUACACUUUUCUGGUAACUUAAGCUGAGCUGUAUAGAAACAAUGAAUGUUAAUUGCCUUCCUUCUUACCUGGACAGCUGUUUACAUGAAUGACAUGUACAUGUAAUAUGAAUAGUACCUUGUUAGGAUUCAGCCUGCGUUAUUUACUUUUCAAAUGAAACUUGAGUGGCUAUCUUUGUUGAAUAGUGUGACAAAAUCAAACAGAUACAUGUGUUUAUUCUUUAACCUCAAAAAGGACAUAAUUUGACGAAAAUCAAAACUUCUGAACCUAAAAUUCAGGAGCGUAGUUUUGCUGUGUAUUUGCCUUUGAGGUUGUCUUUCUAACCAUAUGAUAUAGGGCUGUUGAUUUUGUCAUAAGUACGUUCUCAUUCUUAAGGAUUUUUCUUUUCUUCCAAUGGUCUCUGUUACCAUGUGUGCUUAUGUUAUGUGUGCUGAAAUUUAAGUAAUUAGUUAUUCUUAGAAAUGUAUAUAGAUCUAAUCGUUAUGUACUACAUUAUUGUAUUUUCAAAAAAUCAAAAAUGAAGAGUAGACGGUGUUUAUGCCCAGUGCAUGUAAUUGUUAAAAUGCAGUUACAUGUACAUGUACAUGUCGACAGUUCAUGCAUGUUCAGCAACAAAUUUGUAAUGAAAUAUUAUUCAGAAAUGUUAACUGUGAAGUGAUGGUUUUGGUUUUUUUCAGUGAUGAAUGGAAGAGAAAUACGUAGAAUAGUUAUUAGGUCUCUAUCACAUGUGCGAUAAUUAUGCUGAUUAAACAGACUAGUUGAUUUUGAUCUGCAAACUUAAGCUCCUAAUGUAAACCAUGCUUCGAAAAUGAAACAGUGUCAAAACCAUUUCUAAACCAUGUACUAGCACAGGUUUUUCAGGUAUUUGUUUGCUUGUGAUGACUUAUCUCUGAAUGGGCAAUAAAUUAGUUGACUUCAUGAAAA
This is a messenger RNA of Lineus longissimus, 3728 nucleotides long. RefSeq names its product aconitate hydratase, mitochondrial-like. The record is from RefSeq and is a predicted model, not a curated record. The transcript has 18 exons. Gene Ontology annotation, biological process: tricarboxylic acid cycle. Lineage: Eukaryota; Metazoa; Nemertea; Pilidiophora; Heteronemertea; Lineidae. Gene Ontology annotation, molecular function: 4 iron, 4 sulfur cluster binding; aconitate hydratase activity. Gene Ontology annotation, cellular component: cytosol; mitochondrion. Bases 29 to 2437 code for a protein of 802 amino acids.